This is a messenger RNA of Paramisgurnus dabryanus, 1806 nucleotides long. Its product is annotated as C-C chemokine receptor type 5-like. Gene Ontology annotation, cellular component: external side of plasma membrane; membrane. Gene Ontology annotation, biological process: positive regulation of cytosolic calcium ion concentration; calcium-mediated signaling; immune response. The record is from RefSeq and is a predicted model, not a curated record. Gene Ontology annotation, molecular function: C-C chemokine binding; C-C chemokine receptor activity. NCBI's taxonomy places the organism in Eukaryota, Metazoa, Chordata, Actinopteri, Cypriniformes, Cobitidae.
UAUACGUUUAAAGUAAAAAUGGGAACUCUUUUAUUCUUCUAAUUACUUUUAAACAAAUUAAAGUAACAUCUGAGCAACAAGCUGCAACAGUUUUUCUCUGAUACUUGUAUACUUCUGCGGCUGCGCGCACGCCUCCAUAAAUGGACAAAGCGUUUACUGUACGACAGAGGGCGACAAUGAGUAAUCGAGACUGAAACCAACACCGAGCACUGAGAGCCUUUGACAGUGAGAAUCUCUCGAACAGAUUCAACUCUCAUAACCAAGAGACAUGACAGAGGAGUCACUGCAAACCGACUAUGGUGAAUACUAUGAAAAUGACAAUUAUAAUAAUGUUGCACAGCCAUGCAACAACCGCAACAUGAAAGCCUUCAGUGAAGUUUUUCUUCCGACUUUCUACAGCAUAGUCUUCAUCAUUGGCUUCAUCGGAAACGGCCUGGUAGUGUGGGUCCUCAUCAGAUACCGUCGCAAAUCCAAUAUGACAGACGUGUGCCUCUUAAACCUUGCCAUCGCUGACCUGCUUUUUCUUCUAUCACUUCCCUUCUGGGCUCAUUCGGCCAUGGCUGACUGGAUCUUUGGUAAAUUCAUGUGUCAUACCGUAACGGCCCUUUACACACUGGGUCUCCACGGCAGUAUCUUCUUCAUGGUGCUUAUGACAGUGGAUCGCUAUCUCAUCAUCGUCCAUCCCCACAGUAUCUUUUCCAGGAACCGCUCUGCCAAUAUGGGUUUGGUUCUGUCUUCGUUCGUGUGGAUCCUCAGCCUGUUUGCAUCUCUCCCAAAUAUAAAAAUUGCCCAUGAGUCCAAAGAGAUGAAUAAUUCAACAUAUUGCAGAUCACACUAUUCAAGUGAUGCCAUGAAGACUUUUAUUUACUUUAAGAUAAACGUCUUGAGUCUGUUUCUCCCUCUGAUUAUAAUGGGGUAUUGUUACGCACGGAUCAUCCCAACUCUGAUAAGCAUCAAAUCCCAAAAACGACACAAAAUCAUCAGACUCAUUCUGACUGUGGUGGCUGUUUAUUUCCUCUUUUGGACACCAUACAACAUUACCAUAUUCCUUUUCUUCAUGCAGACACAAGGCUACAUGCAGUCUUGUGAGUGGGAUAACAGUUUGAGUCUGACUAUGCAAUGGGUGGAGACUAUCGCCUUCAGUCACUGUUGCCUUAAUCCCAUCAUCUACGGCUUUGUUGGAGAGAAGUUCAGAAGAGAAGUUCUAAAGGUGGUAAAGGAGCAGUUUCCCAUGUGCUUCAGACAAUGCUCAUCUUUCUCACAACAGCUAUCUGAACGCAGAGCCUCGACCUUCUCAAGAUCAACUGAAAAUUCAAGUACACACAUGUAGUGCACUGCUAAUUCAGUAUGAAAUGAUAGUGUUUAUUCUUCCUGUGUAAAUACAAAGAGUAUUUUCAUUUUGAGCAACUCUUGUUCCUCUCUUUAACUAAAAGUAUUAAACAGUUAAGUUCAUCAACAAAAUCUAUAUCUAAAAUUAUUUGAUAUGUUUCCGUUUUGUUUUUGAGUGUUUUGUCAGCAUCAUGAAUGUAAAGUCUACAGGAGGCUAUGUUUGGCUGUCAGAAUUUGAUCUACGUUGUGCUCUAAAAACUGUAAUGCUCUUUUUCUGAGUAGUUUUUAUAUUUCCAAAAUCAUUUAAAAGUUUUUGAAAAUAUAUAUAUAUAUACACACAUGUUUUUUAAAUAUAUUUUUAUACAAUUGUUUUCUAUUUUUGCUUGUAGCAGUUUAGCUUUAGCUUUUUUAAGGUUGGAAUAUGUGUUAGUAUUCCUGGAAGUAUUCAAGUAAAUAAAAUGUUGCACACUGUGUCUA